Molecule: messenger RNA, 633 nt
Organism: Boeremia exigua
Lineage: Eukaryota; Fungi; Ascomycota; Dothideomycetes; Pleosporales; Didymellaceae
Product: Ctr copper transporter family-domain-containing protein
Exons: 3
Coding region: 1-633 (210 amino acids)
Biological process (GO): copper ion transmembrane transport
Cellular component (GO): membrane
Molecular function (GO): copper ion transmembrane transporter activity
Source: RefSeq, a predicted model, not a curated record
AUGACUGGAAUGUCCGGCAUGGCAGGCAUGGCCUCAAGUGUGACAGGUAGUGCCGCAAUGGCAUCCGAGACCGCGAUGUCACACGGCGACAGCUCAGAAGGCAUGGACAUGAUGGGUGGUUGCAAGAUCAGCAUGCUGUGGAACUGGUACACCGUUGAUACCUGCUUCAUCGCCACGUCAUGGCACAACACAUCCAAGGGCAUGUUCGCCGGAUCAUGCAUCGGUGUUAUCCUCCUCGUCAUCACUCUUGAAGCCCUCCGACGUGCCGGCAAAGAGUAUGACCGCUACAUCGUGAACCAAUACUUGGCCACGCAUGUCCACUCAGCUACAGUCGCUUCAUCCGCUUCGUCAGACAACAGCAAGACUCCAGCGACCAAUGCAAGUCCCUCUCCAACAGUUCAGAACUUCCGCCCAAGCGUUCUCCAGCAAGCCGUCCGCGCGCUCCUCCACAUGCUGCAGUUCGCAGUAGCAUAUUUCGUCAUGUUGCUGGCCAUGUACUACAACGGAUACAUCAUCAUUUGCAUCUUCAUCGGCGCGUAUAUUGGUUACUUCAUCUGUGGCUGGGAGAGCUUCAAUGUGGGCAGAGGCGGUCAAGAUCGCAUGCAGGAGAAUGCGACCGUUUGCUGCGGCUAG